AUGGAGGUACACAGAUGUCUUGCUCUUCUGCUUAUCCUACUGAGCCAUAUUGCCUGCCAUCCUCUCCCCAGGAAAAAGAGAAGCUUUAAUAAGUUGCUUGUGAUUUCCUUUGAUGGGUUUCGCUGGGACUAUGAUCAGGAUGUUGACACACCUAACAUGGAUCUCCUUGUAAGAGAAGGAGUGAAGGCCAAGUAUCUCACUCCACCAUUUGUCACCAUGACAUCUCCAUCCCAUUUCACCACCAUCACUGGUCGGUGGAUUGAAGAUCACGGAGUUAUCCACAACAUGAUGUUUAACACAGAGACACUCUGGAAGUACUCCUUCAAAGACACACAGAAGAAGUCGGAGUGGUGGGACAAUGGUGUGCUGCCUCUCUGGAUCACGGCCCAGAGGCAGGGAAGGAAAACUGCUUCAUUCCACUUUCCAGGGGGAGGUGCAAACUACAGUGGGGAGGCUGCGCAGAGGUCUCUUUUGGAGUCCUCUACCCACCCUAAUGACAAUGAGACUGAAUGGAGGGAAAAUAUUGACAUUGUCAUGAACUGGUUCACCAAAGAGAAUUUUGAUUUUGUAACCCUUUACUAUGGAGAACCUGACAAUGUUGGGCAUAUGAUAGGCCCUGAGACAGAAAACAGAAGAAUCAUAAUCCAGCAAAUUGAUAGGACUAUUGGUUAUCUAGUAAAAGCCAUUGAAAAAAAUGGCUUGAAGGACAACCUCAAUGUCAUCAUUACAUCAGAUCAUGGAAUGACCACAGUGAAGAAGCAGCCUAAUGUUACAGAGAUCUUACUGAAAAACUACAUUAAAUUCAGAGAUUUGGUGAAAUUUGAUAUACUGGACUAUGGUGGUUUUGGUAUGAUUCUUCCCAAGCCAGGGAAAGAGGGAGAUAUUUACAAUGCAUUAAAAAAUGCACAUCCUCACUUAAAGGUAUAUAAGAAAGAAGAGUUUCCAGAGCAUUUCCAUUUUGCCAAACACCAUCGUAUUCUACCCAUCUUGGUUUAUGGUGAUCCUGGCUACAACAUUAAUGGGCGGUUCAUACUAUAUAUCAACAAAGGGGAUCAUGGCUAUGAUAAUGCAGACAUGGACAUGAAAACGAUAUUCAGAGCAUUUGGACCAGAUUUCAAGAAGAAUCAUCUGGCAGAGCCUUUUGACAGCAUUCACAUUUACCCACUGAUGUGUAAACUCCUGAGAGUGACACCAGAACCUCACAACGGAUCUCUGACAGUUACACAGGGCAUGCUUGUGGACACUUUCAAUCAGGAAUCAGAUUUGGUAACAGGAGAUGAGACUUGGAGGAGAACUGCUUUGCAGAAAGCUGCUAUUGGCUUAGGUGUUGCUACAGGAGUGCUUGCCAUCUUGUUUGUCUCUGGUGUAGGUUACACGGCUGUUAGUCGAGAAAAGGGGCAAAGAAGUGAAAAGCAAGAAAGCAACAAAGAUUUACCUCUGACAGUUCUAAACCCAUACAUCACGCCUCUAGUGAAAAAAAAAUCUGCCCCUAGAGCCCGCCUCCAAGCCAGAUACCCAAUAACAGGCUCCGCCUCUAAAGCAAAAGCUGCUCCUCAAAUGCCCUGCCUCAAAUGCAAAUACCUAUCCCAGGCCCCGCCUCCAAGCCAAAUACCUUACCACAGGCCCCGCCUCCAAAGCAAGUGCCCGCCCCUCCUCAUAGGCUCCGCCUCAAAGGAAAAUACCCACCUCCAGCCAAAGCUUCCCACGAAAGUGCCAACCACAAGUCCCGCCUCCAAAUUCCUCCCCCAAGCACCGUCCCUACGGCCCCUCCUCCAAAGGCAAAGAUCCGCUCCCAGGCUCCUCCUCCAAGACAAAACUGUCCCGGGAGGGGAAGGGGGAGGACCUCCUCCCCCGUCGCUGUCUCGAACGCCCACCUCUCAGACCCCGCCCCCAAGGUCAAUACCUCCCCCUGACCUCUUCUUCCGAAGACACAUAACCCCAAGCCCCGCCUCUAAGGAAGUACUUCUUCUAGGCCCCGCCUCCAAACCAAAUCACCUAUCACAGGCCCCGCCUCUAAAUCAAAGGCCCGCCCCCAAGCCUGGCUCUAACACAGUCCCCACCUACAAGGAAAAUGUCCGCCCUACAAGCCCCGCCUCCAACCCGAACGUCCUCAUUAUAGGCCCCGCCUCUAAAGCAAAUGCCCUCCCCCAAGCCUACUUCAUAGACAGUGUGGGCGCCCAGACCCUGCCUCCAAAGCCAACCACCGUGCCCAGCAUUGUUUAG
Molecule: messenger RNA, 2223 nt
Organism: Phascolarctos cinereus (koala)
Lineage: Eukaryota; Metazoa; Chordata; Mammalia; Diprotodontia; Phascolarctidae
Source: RefSeq, a predicted model, not a curated record